AUGUCGCGUGGUCCACGAUAUGCGAAGCGGUUUAUUUCCAGCAGUGCCUUUUUGAUCCGUCAACUGUUUUGUCUUCUUCUCGCUCUUCUUGUGCUGGCGAUUAUUAUUCUUCUUCCUCCAUCGGGAAAUGCCGUGCGGGGUCGGGUCCAACACUACCGGCGUGAAGAGUUUCGACAACGGGAGGAGACGCUUCUACCGGAAGUACUUUCCCCUGAUGUUGGAACCCCACCGUGUGAUGAUGAUAAUGGUUUUUGUGAGGUCUCUGAUGAGGUGAACAGAGAAAAGACAGUGGAAGUAAUGAUGUUUAUUGUUUUUCAUCGUCGUUUAUAUGAGAAGUUGUAUGAAGGACUUUCAUGGUCUUUACUUUUACCUUUACCACCCAGUAAUAGCCAUACGCAGGGACGUGGGGAUGAGGAGAAUAUGAAUGGGAAUAAUAUACAAUCUCCAGAGAUAACCACAAGAGAGAUUGUGAAUAGUCUAAAGAUAUACCGUGAAAAUGAAGGUAGACAAAAUGGAAAUCGUAUUUUUUUUCUAGCUACAAAGGAACCACUGGAUAUACAGUAUUCAUCAAAGAUGAUGGAGGGACGUUUAUUGCGAGAGUGGGAAAUGCCAGGAUUUGUUGCCAAUGAAAGUUUUCUGCAAAUAUAUAGUGCGAUUCUUUCAGUUUACAGAAGUGGAAUGAUUGGAAAACCAUCUUCUUCUCUUAGUAAUAGUCCGAGUAAAGAUACAACAACAACAAGAACGGAAGAAUCAGCCGUAAUAAGAAGAGGAGGAAGUGACACAAAAUCAGAUGAAGAAUGGAUUGCUUUUCUUGAAUACGAUAUGCGUAUUGAUCAACAGCUUUUACGUCGUAUUCGACAUCGAAUACAACAACAACAACAACAACAACAAGAACAUCAUUCAAGAUCCUCUCAUUGUUGUAUUUUUUACGGUUCUUCAUAUAAUACUCUUUUCUUACUUAAUAAUUCUCUCGGUCAUCGACUGUUAGAAGAAUACAAUCAUUUUUUUCACAAAUCCUUUUCUCUACGAGAUCUUCCACCUGUAAGUGCGACAGGGGCAUUUAUUAUACCCUCUUCUGUAUUUCAUCGCAUUGCUCCCUUCUUAGAGAGUGUGGCCACACAAUUGGUGUCUAAUCGUGAAAGCCGCAGAAGUACAUCCGCCAAUGCAGGCUUCUCAACAGUGGAUCUUAAGAAGAGUAUGAGCAGCACAGGCAGCAGUCCAUACGUAAGUUCAUCAUUAGAAGUGAUGGAAGGGGCACUCGCAUUGAGUUUGGGUCUGGAAACGGCGUAUGUGCAUGUAGAGAUGCCCAUUCGGCAUUUGACUGAGCGUGAACUGGAGGAGGUUGGGGAAGAAUAG
This is a messenger RNA of Trypanosoma theileri, 1356 nucleotides long. RefSeq names its product putative membrane-associated protein. The record is from RefSeq and is a predicted model, not a curated record. The transcript has a single exon. NCBI's taxonomy places the organism in Eukaryota, Euglenozoa, Kinetoplastea, Trypanosomatida, Trypanosomatidae. Bases 1 to 1356 code for a protein of 451 amino acids.